Messenger RNA from Protopolystoma xenopodis, 270 nucleotides. The record is from the annotation of a GenBank genome assembly. NCBI's taxonomy places the organism in Eukaryota, Metazoa, Platyhelminthes, Monogenea, Polystomatidea, Polystomatidae.
AUGACACCUAACUCAGUCUCAAACACUCCAGUGGCGCCCGCUCACCACCACCACCACCAACAGCAACAGCACCUUGGCCAUUCCAGCGUCCCACUGCCACUGUAUCAUAGACAAACACAAGGCUCGCAUCAGCAGCAGCAAAAUCAAGUCGACAUGGCGAUCCCUGGAUGUGCUUAUUGGAGUGGGCCAGGAGAAUCUGGUGCUUAUGGCCCACGUGAUACCAAACAGGGCCAACACCAGGUGCGACUUCAAGAGAACGGAUUUUUUUAA